Molecule: messenger RNA, 6123 nt
Organism: Seminavis robusta
Lineage: Eukaryota; Bacillariophyta; Bacillariophyceae; Naviculales; Naviculaceae
Source: the annotation of a GenBank genome assembly
AUGAAGUGCAUCGGCAAGGCGUGGGUCGUACUCACUUUUGGCGUCACCCUGUGGGCGACUCAGAAUUCUUUGGGGGCGGUGGCGGUCAAACAGGUUAGCACCAGUGCCUCGCGGCCGUUGAUUCGACAUCGUCGAAGGACGGGCGACGAACCAGUAGAGAUCCAAAGUCCCAAGACCGAGCACCAAACUCUCAUGGUGGACGUCCGGCCUCGUCAAAGGUUGAGAGAUGUAAAGAUCCGAAAUCACAAUGUCAAGGACCAAACCAUCACGACGGACCUCCGUCGCCAUCGAAGGAUGAGAGAUAGAGGGAUCCGAAGCAAAUACCAAACAAAUAAGCUGGAGGACCGCAGUCCUCGUCGACACGCUCCAAACCCCCACCGCAGGCUACGACUCGACGAAACUCUCGUCAAUGGAAAUGCGAGCAGCAAAUUCAGCUUGACCACAGGUGGAGCGCCAAAGAGCAGAUCAUUCCUACUACCCUCUGUUCUUGCCUUCUCAUUCGUCAACUGCACCUUGACCUGUGAUGAAACCACAUCCAAUACUUCUUCCUUUGACUUUGAUCGAAGGACAUACUGGAGGUUCGACAGCGAGGCAGUUGGAAGCUCUGUAAGCGAUGAUGGGGAUGUCUCAGGCUUCUGCCCACACAACAUCGUGAUUACCACCUCGGGAGUUGAUGUUGACAUACACUUUCUUGUGGAGAUUGAUGCUGUUGAUAGCCCUGUCACCAAGGGGGUCUUCACUUGCACCCAUGCUAAUGGAUCCUCUGCUUCUGCCACUUUUUCAGCUCCUCCACCGACGACUCUUCUCUCUAACGGAGUUGCCACAGAUCCAUUCAAUCUGUAUGCUACCGAUGAAGUUGACAUGGAGAGGAAUUUUGAGAUUUAUGUACCAGCUUUCUCCACAGUUAGCUGCACAUUUUCCUGCAAUGAAACAUCCUAUGGUCAAGGAACACGGAGGAGAACAAGCUUUAGGUAUGGCAGAGAAGCCACUGGGAGUAGCUUGUCUGAUGAUGGUUCUGAUCUUGGGCUGUGCCCACAUGUCUUGAGCUUCACAACUCCUGGGAUUGAUGUUGAGUUGUAUUUACGGGUGGCCGCAGAAGACAAAUACAGCACAAUCACCGAUGGAGUACUCGUUUGUAGACAUUCUGGCGGAACUUUCACCUCUGGAACUACACCCAGUCCAACCCCUACCACCACCUUGUCCAAUGGAGUGGCAACCAGUCCAUUCAACUUGUAUGCUAGAGAGAGUACUGACUUUGAAAGACAGUUCCUUUUGCCAUCGGUGCCCGCCUUUGCUUCAGUCAUGUGCAACUUUACCUGUGAUGAAACCUUGUUUGGUCAAGGUUCCCGAAGGGAGACAUCUUUCAGGUUUGAUGGAGAGGCAACUGGAAGCAGUUUGUCUGAUGAUGGCUCCAGCUCUGGGCUUUGCCCACACACAUUCAAUUUCCUAACUCCGGGGAUUGAUGCGGAUUUGUACAUUAGAGUGGCAACUGAAGACAGGCACAGUACAAUCAGCAAUGGAGUUCUUGCAUGUUCCCAUACAGGUGGCACUUCAACAACAGGAACUACAUCCUUUCAUCCUACUCCCAUUGCUACUUUGACAAAUGGAAUACCAACAAGCCCAUUCAACCUCUAUGCCACAGACACGUUUGAUGAUACCAGGCAUUUCAUUCUUCCAUCAGUAACAGCCUUCUCCAAUGUAACUUGCACAUUCAUCUGCUCUGAGACAUCUUUAGGACAAGGAAGCCGCAGGGAGACAUCAUACAGGUUUGGCAGUAGAGCAACUGGAAGCAGUUUGUCAGAUGAUGGCUCAAGCUCUGGGCUAUGCCCACACACAUUCGAUUUCCUGACUCCAGGGAUUGAUGUUGAUUUGUACAUUAGAGUGGCGACUGAAGACAGACACAGUACAAUCAGCAAUGGGGUCCUCAGCUGCUCACACUUUGGUGGCACUCCCACAACUGGUGCAUUCCCCAGCCCAUCUCCUGUAACCACCCUGACAAAUGGAGUGUCUGUUGGACCAUUCAACCUCUAUGCCUCAGCAAUAUCUGAUGCUACUAGGCAGUUUCUUCUUCCAGCAGUUCCAGCCUUCUCCAGUGUGCUAUGCCUAUUCACCUGUGACGAAAUCUCCACAGAUCAAGGAACCCGCAGGGAGACUUCCUACAGGUUUGAUGGUGAUGCAACAGGUAGUUUUCAAGAUGAUGGUUCAGACUCUGGGCUGUGCCCACAUAUGCUGAGCUUCAAAACUCCAGGCAUUGAUUUGGAUUUGUUCAUCAGAGUGGCAGCUGAAGAUGUGCACAGCACAAUCAGCAAUGGAAUCUUGACUUGUACCCACACUGGAGGCACUUCGACAAAUGCAACUGUACCUAUCCCAACGCCCGCUUCCACAUUGACAAAUGGGGUAGCAACAAGCUCAUUCAACCUCUAUGCCACCGAUUCCUUUGAUGCAGUUAGGCGGUUUGUUCUUCCAUCGGUGCCUGCAUUUUCAUCAGUAUGCUGCACUCUCACUUGCGAAGAGGCCUACACAGACCAAGGAACCAGAAGGGAACUAUCCUACAGGUUUGACAGUGAAGCAACAGGUGGUUUUACAGAUGAGGGUUCAGACUCUGGGCUCUGCUCACUCUAUUUCAGCCUCAUAUCUCCAGGAAUUGAUCUGGAUUUCUAUGUGAGAGUUGCAUCUGAAGACAAGUACAGCACAAUCAGCAAUGGAGUCCUGGUUUGUACACACACAGGGGGUACCUCUGCAAUUGCAACUAUACCCAGCCCAACACCAACUACCAGCUUGUCUAAUGGGGUGGCCUCAAGCCCAUUCAAUUUGUAUUCCAACGAAAAAUUUGAUUAUUCAAGGCAGUUCCUUCUGCCAUCAGUUCCUGCUUUCUCAUUUGUGGAGUGCAUUCUUACUUGUUCUGAGACUCAGGCUGGCCAAGGGUUCGACAAGGAAACAUCCAUCCGGUUUGGUACUGAGGCAACUGGGAGCUUUCUAACUGAUGAAGAUAGAGACUCAGGGAGUUGUCCACACUCCUUGAGCUUCUUUGCCCCUGGCAUUGACUUAGACUUGUAUCUGAGAGUUGCAACGGAAGACAUCUACAGCACAAUUAGCAAUGGAAUCCUUACAUGCACUCAUUUUCAUGGCACUCCAACUACAGCCACAGCUCCCAGUCCCACACCGACUACUUCACUAACCAAUGGUAUAUCCAGCAGCAAGUUCAAUUUGUAUGCAAAUGACACCACUUCCACAGUUGGCAGACAGUUUCUUCUGGCUUCAGUUCCUGCUCUUUCUAGGGUGAAAUGUAAACUCAAGUGUGAUGAAGUCAAAAGUGGUCAAGGAGGUGACAGAGAAACUUGGUACAGGUAUGACAGUGAGGCCACUGGGAGUUUCUCAGCAGAUGAGAGGGGAGACACGGGGCUUUGUCCACAUUUAUUCACAUUUUACACUCCUGGAGUUGACAUAGAUCUUUACUUGCUGGUGCAAACUGAUGACACCUACAGCACCAUCUCCAAUGGGGCCAUUACUUGCACCUACUUAGGAGGGACUCCCACCACAGCAGUAACCCCCAGCCCAACUCCGACCACAAACUUAACCAGUGGAGUUGCCAGUGCUUCAUUCAACUUGUAUGCCAAUGCUACCACAGACUUUGGGCGCCAGUUCCUUCUUCCAGUACCCGCCCUGUCAAGAGUUUUGUGUACAUUUACAUGUGAUGAGAUUUCAGAUGGCCAAGGGAUAGAGAGAACAACAUGGUACAGAUUUGACACCGAGGCCACUGGGAGUUUCUCAGCAGAUGAGAGGGGAGAUUCUGGCCUAUGUCCCCAUUCAUUCAGCUUCUCCACUCCUGGUUUUGAUAUCGAUCUAUUUCUGCUUCUGGAAACAACUGAUCAAUACAGUACCAUCAGCAAUGGAGUCCUAAGUUGCACCCAUUCAGGGGGAACUCCCACAACAGCCAUUACCCCCAGUCCAACUCCAACCACCACCUUGAGCAAUGGAGUUGCCAGUGCUUCAUUCAACCUGUAUGCAAAUGCAACCACAGAUUUUGGAAGACAGUUUCUCCUUCCCAUACCUGCCCUGUCUCGAGUAGUUUGCACUUUGGUGUGUAAUGAAAUGUCCUCUGGUCAGGGGACUAGUAGAACAACAUGGUACAGAUUUGACACGGAGGCCACUGGGAGUUUCUCAGCGGAUGAGAGGGGAGAUUCUGGGCUAUGUCCACAUUCAUUUGACUUCUUCACCCCUGGUUUUGAUAUCAAUCUAUUUCUGCUUGUGGAAACAACUGAUCAAUACAGCACGAUCACCAAUGGAGCAAUUACUUGCACCCACUCAGAAGGAACUCCAACAACAGCUGUAACCCCCAGCCCAACUCCAACCACAACCUUAUCCAAUGGAGUUGCCAGUGAUUCGUUCAACCUGUAUGCAAAUGAAACCACAGAUUUUGGUAGGCAAUUUUUUCUGCCAGUGCCUGCACUGUCUUCUGUGUUCUGUGUCAUGGAAUGUUCAGAAACUAGUUCAGAUCAAGGUACCAGCAGGAGAACAUCUUACCGCUUUGAUGCCGAGGCUACUGGCAGCUUUUCAACUGAUGAAGGCUCAGACUCAGGGCUCUGUCCACAUUUCUUUCGAUUCUUCACUCCUGGUUUUGAUAUCAAUUUGUUUAUCCUUGUGGAAACAACUGCAACAUACAGCACGAUCACCAAUGGAGCCCUGACAUGUACUCAUUUUGGGGGCACUCCCACCACAGCUGUUACCCCCAGUCCAACCCCUACCACCACCCUAUCCAAUGGAGUUGUCAGCAGCUCGUUCAACUUGUAUGCCAAUACCACCACGGACUUUGGAAGGCAGUUCCUUUUUCCAGUGCCUGCUUUGUCUGCUGUGUUCUGUACACUGGAAUGUUCAGAAACAAGGUCAGGUCAGGGCUCUAGCAGAACAACAUGGUACAGGUAUGGCAGUGAGGCAGCUGGGAGCUCCACAACAGAUGAGAGGGGAGACUCUGGGCUGUGUCCACACUCCUUUAGUUUUUGCAUUCCUGGCUUUGAUAUCGAUUUGUUUAUCCUGGCAGAAACAACCGCAACAUACAGCACCAUCAGCAAUGGAGUCAUAACCUGUAAUCAUUUUGGUGGAACUCCUAUGACAGCUGUAACUCCCAGUCCAACGCCAACCACUACCCUUGCAAAUGGUGUUGCCAGCAGCUCUUUCAACCUAUUUGCCAACGCAACAACAGACUUUGGAAGACAGUUCCUCCUUCCAGUACCUGCUUUGGCUUCUGUUUCAUGCCACUUAGAAUGUUCAGAAACACUGCCAGGUCAGGGUACAGACAGGGCAACAUGGUACAGGUUUGAUGCUGAGGCGGCUGGAAGUUCUUCCACAGAUUUCAGAGGUGAUUCUGGGUUUUGUCCCCAUUCAUUCAGCUACACUAGUCCUGGCUUUGAUAUCAAUCUGUUUAUCCUUGUGGAAACAACUGGACAGUACAGCCCCAUCACCAAUGGAGUCCUGACAUGUACCCAUGCGGGUGGCAGAUCAAUCACUGCCACAACUCCAAGUCCAGCACCAACCACCAUCCUUACCAAUGGUGUUGGCACCAGUCCUUUCAACCUGUAUGCCAAUGCCACCACAGACUUUGGAAGGCAAUUUCUUCUUGCGGGCAUUCCUGCCAAUGCUGUUGUUGUCUGCAGACUGACAUGCAAGGAAACAGAGUUUGCUCAGGGUACCGACAGAGCAACAUGGUACCGAUUCAACAAUGAGUCAACGGGAAGCUUUACCACCGAUCAAGGACGGGACUCUGGCUACUGUCCACACAGUAUUUCGUUUACAACUUCGACUGCCUUGGAUCUCUACUUGUUGGUGGAAACUACUGGGCAGUACAGCCCGAUCAGUAAUGGGGUUCUCACUUGUACAUCGUCUCUCCCAACCACCACCACCACAGCAACACCGGGCUCUUUGAAUGAUUUCACAGCGGGAACUCCAGUGCCUACCGGUACACCUGCACCACCAAUGCCUGCACCGCCUCCAACUUCAACAAUGACACCAUCUGCCGGGGCAAGUUCUACUAAUGCACCAUCAAUGAUGGAGCCAACGUCGACAUCUCUUCUUGUGGAUAAGUUGCAAGAGGGAUUCAAUGCAUUUCUUUCUUUUGUGUAUCCUUGA